AUGAGCGGAAGAAACGUUCGAGGAGGUCCUGGUAGCUCAAAAGCAGCAUUUGCUAUGUUUCAACAAAAAGACGUUGCCGCCGGUGGAACAGGCAAAGUCAGCAGUGAGCAGGGCACUGGCGCGCCAACCAAUCCAACAAGUAUUAAAGAUCGUCUUCUCGCCUGGUGUCAACAUGUCACAAAGGGUCAUCAACAUGUUAAUGUAACAAAUUUUUCCUCGUCAUGGGCAGAUGGUAUGGCUUUUUGCGCUCUGAUUCAUCAUUAUCUACCCAACGCGAUUAAUUACGAAUCUCUGAACCCAAAAGAUAGAAGGAGAAACUUUGAAAUUGCAUUUAAAGCAGCCGAAGAUAACGGCUGUGCACCUUUACUUGAAGUUAAUGAUAUGAUUGAGAUGGGUGAUAAACCUGACUGGAAAUGUGUCUUUACAUAUAUUCAAUCGCUUUACAAACAUUUCGUUAUGAUGCCUGAAGCUAUGGCAGCUCGAGCAGCAGCACAAGCCGGUGGUAAAUAA
Molecule: messenger RNA, 510 nt
Organism: Adineta ricciae
Lineage: Eukaryota; Metazoa; Rotifera; Eurotatoria; Adinetida; Adinetidae
Source: the annotation of a GenBank genome assembly